This is a messenger RNA of Schistocerca americana (American grasshopper), 906 nucleotides long. RefSeq lists its product as uncharacterized. The coding region runs from base 1 to 906 and encodes 301 amino acids. The transcript has a single exon. Lineage: Eukaryota; Metazoa; Arthropoda; Insecta; Orthoptera; Acrididae. The record is from RefSeq and is a predicted model, not a curated record. Gene Ontology annotation, cellular component: nucleus. Gene Ontology annotation, biological process: chromatin remodeling.
AUGAUAGUUGGGGAUCUGAAUGCUCAGAUCGGCACCGAUAGAAAUGGAUAUGAGGAGGUGAUGGGGUCUUUUGAAUACGGAAGACGAAAUGUUGAGGGUGAAGAAAUUCUAAAUCUGUGCAUAAAGAAUCAUCUUUUAGUGAAGAAAACAUUCUUAAAGAAACAAGAUAGCCAUAAGAUUACUAGAUAUGGCUGGGAUGGCAAAUCUAAGACAUUUAUAGACUAUAUAUUAACGGACAAAUUAACUGGAGGAAAAGUAAGGGGCACUAAAGUCAUACAAGGUGAGCACUUGGAUAGCGACCACAGGUUACUAGUGGCUGGUCUAAACUAUAAGAUGAAAAGUUUGAAUGCUGUACAAAAAAUGCCAAAAAUUAAGGAGUGGAAGUUGAAAGAAAAAGAAAAUAAGGAAAGUUUCCAAAAUCUAGUAGCACAAAAAUUGCCAAAAACUGAAAGGGGUAGUGUAGAGGAAGAGCGGAACCUAUUUAAAAUAUCAGUAGUUAACAGUGCUGUGCAGAUAUGCGGCAAAACAAAGGGUAAAGUGAGAGACAAGGAAAUCAGUUGGUGGAACGAUAGAGUAAAAGACACAAUUAAAAAACGUAAUAGGGCAAAGAAAAACAUGAAGUGUGAAAAAAGAAAUCAGAACCAGUGGCUGGUACCAAAAGAUGAACACAAGGUGACAACACUGGAGAAGGAAUACCGACAAAAGAAACUCCAAGCAAAGAGAAUUGUGAAAGAAGAAAAGGAGAAGAGUUCGGAAAUAUUCACCCAGAAACUAGAGCAGGAUAGCAAAGGGAACCAAAAACUGCUAUACUGGUUGUUGAAAAGUAAAAGAUCUGAUAGAGAAGACAUAAAAGCGAUUGAAACAGAGGAUGGGGACUCUAUCAUGGACAAAGAAGGUAUCAGGUGA